Messenger RNA from Dictyostelium discoideum AX4, 1305 nucleotides. RefSeq lists its product as hypothetical. Bases 1 to 1305 code for a protein of 434 amino acids. Gene Ontology annotation, biological process: peptidoglycan turnover; amino sugar metabolic process. Gene Ontology annotation, molecular function: phosphotransferase activity, alcohol group as acceptor; ATP binding. The record is from RefSeq and is a predicted model, not a curated record. NCBI's taxonomy places the organism in Eukaryota, Evosea, Eumycetozoa, Dictyosteliales, Dictyosteliaceae. The transcript has a single exon.
AUGAGUGAUAUAUUUAUUGGUGUAAUGUCAGGUACAUCAUUGGAUGGUAUUGAUGUUGUAAUUGUUGAAUUUAAUGAUAAUGAUGAUGAUAUAAAAAGAAUAAAUGUUAAACAAAGUUAUUCACAUCCAAUGCCAAUUAAUAUAAAGAAUGAUAUAUUAUCAAUGUGUCAAGGUCAAAAAACUACAUUAUCAGAAGUUGGUAAUUUAAAUAGAAGAUUAGGUAUAGUUUAUUCAGAAGCAAUAAAUGAAGCAAUAAAGUUAUCAUCAAUUGAUCCAAAUUCAAUUUCAGCAAUUGGAUGUCAUGGUCAAACUGUUUGGCAUCAACCACCAACCAGAAAACAUGGUGAUGAUGGUGAUAAUGAUGAUAAUGAUGAUGAUAAUGAUGGAUUUACAAUUCAAUUAGGUGAUUGUAAUAGAAUUGCAACAUUAACUGGUAUAACUACAAUUGGUGAUUUUAGAAAUAGAGAUAUUUCAUAUGGUGGACAAGGUGCACCAUUAACACCAUCAUUUCAUAAAUAUUCAUUAUCAAGUUUCAAUGAAAAUAGAAUCAUUUUAAAUAUUGGUGGAAUUUCUAAUAUAACUUUAUUACCAUCAUUAUCAUCAUCAUCAUCAUCAUCAAAUAAUAUUCAAGUUACAGGAUUUGAUACAGGAGCAGGUAAUAUUUUAUUAGAUAGUUGGAUUCAAUUAAAAAAGGAUGGUACACCAUAUGAUAAAGAUGGUGAAUGGGCAAAUCAAGGAAAUGUAAAUGAAAAACUUUUAAAAUCAUUAUAUGAUCAUAGUGAUUCAUUUUUAAAUAAAUUACCACCAAAAUCAACUGGUCGUGAAUUGUUUAAUAUUCAAUGGUUAUUAAAUGUAAUUGAAUCAAUUAAAAAUGAUGAUGAUGAUAAUGAUAAUGAUAAUAUUAUUAUAAAAGAUGAAGAUGUUCAAGCAACACUAUUAGAAUUUACAUGUAAAACAAUAGUUGAUGAAAUUAAAAAAAUUAAAAUUUGUAAAAUUGAUAGAGUUUUAGUUUGUGGAGGUGGUAGUAAAAAUAAAUUAUUAAUGGAUAAACUUUCUAGAUUAUUAAAAAAAGAUGAAAAUGAAAAUGGAUGUGGUGGUAGUGUUAGUAGCGGUAGUAGUGGUAGUUGUAAACUUUCAAUAACUGAUGAAUUUGGUAUCAGUAGUCAAGAUAUGGAGGCAAUUGCAUUUGCAUGGUUUGCAAAAAGAACUUUAAAUAAUCAACCUUCAAAUUUAAUAAGUGUGACUGGUGCUUCAAAAGAAACAAUCUUGGGUGCAAUUUAUUUAAAAAAUAAUUUUAAUAAUUGA